Messenger RNA from Gryllus bimaculatus (two-spotted cricket), 966 nucleotides. Lineage: Eukaryota; Metazoa; Arthropoda; Insecta; Orthoptera; Gryllidae. The record is from the annotation of a GenBank genome assembly.
CAGUCUUUCACCGCCACCGCCACCGCCGCCAUCAUGCUCUGCCGAGUCGCCGCCGCCGCCGCCCUCGCUACCGUCGCCGCGUUGCUUUUGUGCUCCGGCGGCGCCCACGCCCAACAGCAAGGUGGCGCCGUGUCGGAGCUGUGCCUGGGCUGCAUCUGCGAGGCGGUGUCUGGCUGCAACCGCACGCUCACCUGCACCGGCGACGUGUGCGGCCUCUUUCGCAUCACGUGGGCCUACUGGGCCGACAGCGGCAAGCCCGUCAUCGCCGGCGACAACCCCGACGCCGACGGAGCGUACGCGCGGUGUGUGACCGACGCCUACUGCGCCGCGCGCGCCGUGCAGGGCUACAUGGCCAAGUUCGCCAAGGACUGCAACGGCGACGGCGCCAUCAACUGCGACGACUACGCGGCCAUCCACCGGUUGGGCGGCUACGGCUGCAACGGCAACGUGGACGCGGCCUACGCCAACCGCUACAACGCCUGCCGCAACACCGUCACCAGCCUCGGCCCCAUCUGAGCAGCGCAAGCGGGCGACGGGGCGCGUGUGGAACGCUGGGGACGACCAAAACGUUACGUUAGCUUCAUUGCGUAAGCCCCGUCAAAAGCCGCUUUUUGAAUACGGCUGACGACGAGUUUGACUAACCACGCUGGCGCAUUUACAAGACGAGGGCGAGGUUUCCACGUACGUGGUAUUACUAAAAACCCUGCACGGGUUAAUGCUGGGUUAAGUUAUACCAGCAACAUAAUCGCCUAUUCGCCUCGUUUUGCUUGCGCAUUUCCAAGUAGGCGACCGAGCUCUGGCGUAUCAACGAAUAAUGUGUAUCUGUUCCUUUAAAUACGCACGUUCCACACGCGUUCCAUUGGGCCAUUUGCUUUGGCGUUUGUCAAAAAAAAUACUGGUGCUCUCUCUCAUUACUGUACUCGCGCUGCUGCGAUGCCAUCAAUAAACAACUGCCGCACUCUUUUA